Molecule: messenger RNA, 465 nt
Organism: Haemonchus placei
Lineage: Eukaryota; Metazoa; Nematoda; Chromadorea; Rhabditida; Trichostrongylidae
Source: the annotation of a GenBank genome assembly
AUGUUUCAGCUUUAUGCCGAGAAGGUUUCUAACAGAGGUCUUUGUGCCGUUGCACAGUGCGAAUCUCUUCGAUACAAACUCGUCGGAGGCCUGGCUGUCCGUCGUGCCUGUUACGGUGUUAUCGUUUCUGGAAAGCUUCGCGGUCAGCGUGCCAAGGCGAUGAAAUUCGUCGACGGUCUCAUGAUUCAUUCUGGACAUCCUGUUAAUGAUUACAUCCAGCAAGCCGUUCGACACGUUCAGCUCCGCCAAGGAGUCAUCGGAAUCAAGGUCAAGAUCAUGCUGCCUCACGAUCCUCGCGGCCAGAUGGGACCUAAGAACGCUCUACCCGAUCAAGUCCAGAUUCUCGAGCCUGUGCCAGAGAACAUACCCACUGAACCUAGUUCUGAGCACAAGGUUGAGAAAAAGGAUAUGGGGCUCGUUGUUCCUCCGCCGAUGCAAUCCGUCGAGGUCGCACCGGCUUAUUGA